AUGCCUAUCGAGACCUCCCCAAUCCCCUUCAAACAGCUUCAACUCCCUUACACACCCCUCUUUGACCCUACCGCCAACCCUGAAAUUGCUCCCAAUGGUAGCAUGCUCGGUGCCGGGUCAGGUAUGGGCAUGGACAUGGGUAUGGGCAACGGCAUGAACCCGCUGAGUCACGGCCCUGCCAGUGUCGCCGCUAGCGCCAUCAUCGGUCCCUCUCCCGGUGGGGUCGCAGGGCCUCAUCACGCGAUCCCCGCUCUUCCCGACGCGGGCUAUACCGCUCCCACCAUGCGCGCCGCCUCGCUUGCUGCGUACGCACAGGGCCGUGCGCACCCCGGCUCCCUCGUCGGAGGAAUGGGUGGCGAGGGGUCGGUAUACGCCGGAGGAUCGCUGUACGGCGGGGCGGAGCAGUACCCCGGCGGCGGCGGUGGCGGGGGACACCACCAUCAAGGCCCGAGUCAGCUUGGUACAGUGUACUCUGACGGGUGCAUCACCAAGAUGGGGAGCGCGGACGAGAGCCCGACAGAUCCCCCUAUUCUGCAGGUCAUCAUCACUACCACCACCACCAUCACUCUCCGCAUCGGGACGAUCAAGGCGACUUUGACGACGGAACCUCCGACGCCUCAUACUACGCCAUGCCACGUCGCCAUGCACAUGCUCAGCACCACCGCUCGUCCUCUCAGGGGUCCAGUGCCUCAGACUUGUCCAGUCCUGAAGGCCGUCGAGGCGACGGAAAGGAUAAGGGAAACCUUCACCGGCGUACUCUUCCCUCCAACCACCAAGCCGGUGCUCACGGACACGUCGGACACGGAGACCGGCACAGAUCGCCAAGCACCUCUGCCCCUGGUUCACCGGGGGACCACCACCAUCACUCCCCCAUCUCCCCCUCGCCAUUGCGCGACAGAGAGGAGGAUGGUCGCCGCGGGCCAAGGACAGGUCGGCGAUCGAGUCUCGGACUAG
This is a messenger RNA of Dioszegia hungarica, 954 nucleotides long. RefSeq lists its product as uncharacterized. Lineage: Eukaryota; Fungi; Basidiomycota; Tremellomycetes; Tremellales; Bulleribasidiaceae. The record is from RefSeq and is a predicted model, not a curated record. The transcript has 4 exons. The coding region runs from base 1 to 954 and encodes 317 amino acids.